ACGGACCGAUUGAUUAUGUUGCAAUAUGGCACAAAAUAACGAUUUAACAAGCAGCCUCCAAUCUCAUUUUAUUUGUGAUGUCUGUAAUAAGUUGUUCACUGCAAAAUACUCGGUAUCGAAACACCUUCGGACUUGUGGUGUGGCGAACUCGUUGAAAUGUCAGUGGUGUAAAAUAACUUUUAAAAAUCGGGGCAACUUAGUCACACACGCUGCUCGCAUCCAUGGCGAUUACAGUUACAAAGCUGCCUCAAACUUCAAGUGUCAAGUGUGCGAGAAAACAUUUAACCAGAGGUUCCAACUCACAUACCACAUACGGAGGGAACACUUCAACUUACAAGCCAAGACUCCGUACUGCGAAUUAAAAAAAAUAAACCAAGUAUGGUUCGAGAACGUUCUAAAUUCAAAUAGUGUACUGGAAAUCAAAAAGACUGGCCACAACACUCUAGUUAUGAGAAAACUUGACGAGAACACUGGUAUAAAAGUCAGUGAUACCAAGACAAAAAUAACAGAUCUAUCUAGUAUAUAUCCAGUACAUAAUAGGUCUAGAGUUAAAGUACAAUGUCAUAUAUGUAGAAAAAUGUAUCUGAAAAUCACAAUAAAAAAACAUAUGGAAGAAAAACACACUAAUAACUAUGGUAGGAACUAUGAGUGUAAUAAUUGUAAGAGAACAUUUAAACGAGCUUAUUUCUUUUUACAGCACGUGUGUAAUAAAGUACCUAAAAGGAAAGGAAAGAAAGCCAUUGUAAUUGAGAGUGUGCAAAGUUUAAAGCCUAUCGAAAUAUCAUAG
Messenger RNA from Cydia amplana, 787 nucleotides. Its product is annotated as zinc finger protein 808-like. Gene Ontology annotation, cellular component: nucleus. Lineage: Eukaryota; Metazoa; Arthropoda; Insecta; Lepidoptera; Tortricidae. Gene Ontology annotation, biological process: regulation of transcription by RNA polymerase II. Gene Ontology annotation, molecular function: DNA-binding transcription factor activity, RNA polymerase II-specific. Bases 26 to 787 code for a protein of 253 amino acids. The record is from RefSeq and is a predicted model, not a curated record. The transcript has 2 exons.